CUACUUUCCCUGAAUGUUUCAUACCAGGCCGCGCACAACGGCCUCUUCCUCAUUAAAACAAAAAACAAACUAAUUCUCUCUCCUCUUUUUUUUUUCUUUUCCUUUUUCUUUCUAGAGCAAAAUUUCGAUUUUUUGAGGUUGAAGAAUAACUCCAUUUUCAAUCUCUCGGAUAUCUUCAGUUGCAGGGAAAAUGGGUGCAGGUGGGCGAUCUAUGCCUCCAUCCACAAGGAAGGAGAAACCCGAUGCACUGAAGAGAGUACCUUAUGAAAAACCACCAUUUACACUUGGCCAGCUCAAAAAAGCAAUACCACCUCAUUGCUUCCAACGCUCUGUGCUACGCUCUUUCUCCUAUGUUGUUUAUGAUUUCAUCAUUGCCUUCCUUCUCUACUUCGUUGCUACUAAUUACAUCAAUCUUCUCCCAAAGCCCUUCAACUACUUGGCCUGGCCCGUCUAUGGGUUUGUCCAAGGCUGUGUUCUUACAGGUGUCUGGGUCAUAGCCCACGAAUGUGGUCACCAUGCCUUCAGUGAUUACCAAUGGCUAGACGACACUGUUGGCCUAAUUCUCCACUCCUUCCUCCUUGUACCAUAUUUCUCUUGGAAAUACAGUCACCGUCGCCAUCACUCCAACACCGGAUCUAUUGAAAAAGAUGAAGUCUUUGUACCAAAAACAAAGAAAGACCUUGCAUGGUUUUCCAAAUACAUGAACAACCCACUUGGCCGCCUCCUCACCCUUUCUGUGACACUAACCUUGGGCUGGCCUUUGUAUCUUCUCUUCAAUGUCUCUGGCAGGAGAUACGAGCGAUUUGCCUGCCAUUUUGACCCGUCCUCUCCAAUAUACUCAGACCGUGAGAGGCUUCAGAUCUACAUUUCUGAUGUUGGGAUUUUGACGAUGACUUAUGGGCUUUACCGCCUUGCAGUUGCCAAAGGGCUUGCCUGGGUGUUAUGUGUAUACGGUGGUCCAUUGCUCGUUGUUAACGGAUUUCUUGUGCUGAUUACCUUCCUUCAGCACACACACCCUUCACUACCCCACUACGAUUCAACUGAAUGGGAUUGGUUAAGAGGUGCAUUGGCUACCGUGGACCGAGAUUACGGUAUUUUAAACAAGGUGUUCCACAACAUUACCGAUACUCAUGUGGCUCAUCAUCUGAUCUCUACCAUGCCCCAUUACCAUGCUAUGGAGGCAACCAAGGCUAUUAAGCCAAUCUUGGGCAAAUAUUACCAGUUCGACGGGACCCCUGUGUUCAAGGCAAUGUUUCGGGAAGUCAAAGAAUGUAUGUAUGUGGAGGCAGAUGAAGAUGCCCAGAACAAAGGUGUGCUCUGGUAUAGAAACAAGUUCUAAGUUAAGAUUGUUAGAUUGGUGUAAGCUGGGAAAAUCCUAGUUUCUUCUUAGGGAUUAGCCUUUCUUUCUUUUGAAAGUCCCCUUCCCUGCUAAAAUUUUAGUGUUUGAUUGUAUUUCUGUCAUAUUUUGUAGUCUGUAUUUGGAGACGCAAGAUUCUUGAUCUACGAUUUCCUUAAUAUCUGUGAUGAGUAGAUAAAGAAUUUCACAAGGCAA
Beta vulgaris subsp. vulgaris (sugar beet) is the source of this 1552-nucleotide messenger RNA. Its product is annotated as delta(12)-fatty-acid desaturase FAD2. The record is from RefSeq and is a predicted model, not a curated record. Lineage: Eukaryota; Viridiplantae; Streptophyta; Magnoliopsida; Caryophyllales; Amaranthaceae. Bases 191 to 1339 code for a protein of 382 amino acids. Gene Ontology annotation, molecular function: oxidoreductase activity, acting on paired donors, with oxidation of a pair of donors resulting in the reduction of molecular oxygen to two molecules of water. The transcript is spliced from 2 exons. Gene Ontology annotation, biological process: lipid metabolic process.